Molecule: messenger RNA, 1230 nt
Organism: Hemisphaericaspora subhashii
Lineage: Eukaryota; Fungi; Ascomycota; Pichiomycetes; Serinales; Debaryomycetaceae
Product: U5 snRNP complex subunit
Exons: 1
Coding region: 1-1230 (409 amino acids)
Cellular component (GO): U5 snRNP
Molecular function (GO): protein binding
Source: RefSeq, a predicted model, not a curated record
AUGAAUCUGAAACACCGAGAAUCAGAAGGAGAAAGCGAAGAAGAGGAAGAAGUUGAUGUUUUGGGGAAUGACAGAAGAUAUAGACAACGGCAUAGAAAUGAUCUUCGUUUAAAUUAUGACUCUGACUCGUCAUCACCGGAGAGUGAAAAGGAAGAGGAGGAAGACAACAAUCCAGUAGUGGAGAAGACCGAAGAAGUACAAGACGGGGACGAUGACGAUAUGUUCAGUGAGGAACCAGCAACUGACAAGGUUAAUGGAAAUGGAGUACAAGUAGCAGAAGAUGAAGAAGACGAAGAUGAUAUGUUCGCCAGUGAUGACGACGAACCAAAAGAGGAAUCCAAGAACCAAGAUCAAUUGGGUAGUGAAGGAGAGCAGGAUAUAAUACCCCAAGUCCAAGAAAUACAGCCAAAUGAGGAUGACUCCGAGGAAGAAGUCGAUGUUCAAUAUUACAACAACCCAGAAGAAUUUCAGCCAGGACAAACUUCCAAAGCAAAGAAAGGACCAAAGAUUGAAGCAUUCAAUGUUGAAGAAGAGACAGAAGAGGGCCAUUUCGAUGCCGAAGGUAACUAUAUUCGCGACAGGAAAGACCAACCGAUUACCGGUGACGACUUGUGGUUGAAUGAUUUUAAGAAAUCAGACAUAAAGAAAGCCGAAUUGGCUCAACGUGAACGAGAACAGAGAGAGACUGAAAAGUUACUUUCGAAGAAUACGAACAUGGUGCCAACGGAGGCAUUACUUACUCAAUUGAUUGAACUUUUGGAGCCAGCGGAAACUCCAAUGGAGGCUCUUGCUAGAUUAAAUCCAAAGAGGUCGAGGAAGAAAGCAAAGCUGGACAUAACAACUCAGAAACAAGUGAUAAGCCAGAUCACUAAUCAAUGCUCUGUUCUUAUGAACGAUAAAUAUAUAGUUGAUGUAUAUGACUUGACGCGGGAGGAAUUAAUGAGGAAAUAUAAACAAGAAACCGGAACAGAAUACUCAAAAAGCAAGAAACGACCUCGAGAAGAUCUGGAAGAUAACGAGGAUGACAACACGAAGGGGGAUAUUAUAAACAGCGAAGAAUACGGCGAUAAAAUAUGGGAGUUCAAAUGGCAUGGAGAUGAUAACAUCAAUGGACCUUAUUCUGAAUAUGAAAUGAAACAUUGGAAAGAAACAUACUUCGAGGAUAGAGUGGAUGUACGAAAAGUUGGUGAGACGGAGUUCCAGAAUGUUAGAGAAAUAGAUUUUCAAUAG